AUAGCGGUCUCUUUUGGUGAGGUUUGUUCGCAAGACAUGGCUACGCAAGAGCAGCGAGAGAAUAAGUAUGUGACAACUUCUUCACAGUACAAACUUUGUACCAUGCUCACGAAGACGCAAAGAAGGUUCUCCUGCUAGAUAGGAACGAAAACUACAAGUUAUACGUAUAAACAUAAAGAUGAAGGGAACGCAGAUGUCUUUCUACACAGUUGUCUUCUUGCUGGCAGAUGUUGUUCGAUGUCGUGCACUAGUGGCACCAGAGCACAUCGACCCUAUCUGCAACCACGAUGGCCAACGGGAACAGCACUGUGCAGAUGAGAAAUUCCAAUGGAUGGCUUUGUUGUCCAGGGAGUACUGCUGUGGCGACGUGGUGGACAAGCAGGACAACGAUUCGUGUUAUUGGUUCGGCAUGUUGCUGCCUCCUAGAGACGAGCAGGGUGGUGAAAUUGCUCCAGGAGAAUUGGGCCAAGCACGAAUUUCAGUCUCAGUUCCCAACCUACGGACGGGUCUCGAGUGUCAGCAUGCGUGUUUGUCGGAGCCAGGUUGCAAGACGUGGAGCUUUGUCCAUUCGCAAUCACAACUCGCGGAUCUUCGCUUUGCGUGCUUUCUACUUAAGAAUGGUCGUGGUGAGUAGUUUUCCAUGUUCAUCUUAUAAAUAUGGAGCUAAUUUGGGUGAAAUGAGGCAUACGAGUUCUUUCGCUUGGUGAGUAGUUGUAGCAUCGACUGGUUCCAGUCUCAGGGCAGCAAGUAGGGGUAGGGACGCCAUCUCGGUGGUCUAAGGGUGACCAAUGUCAGAGUAUGAUUCUCUAAUUCGCCUUUUUAAGGUGUGCUUCUAACCUGUAUUCCAGCCACCUAGACGAUCUGCCUCUUUACCUCUAACCUCCAUUCCAACCAUCUAGAGGACUUGCCUCCGGAGCAGCUUGCUUCUGCGCCGGGCACAGUGAGUGGCCGGCGCUGCACCUGUAAGACGUGUGAGACGCGAGUGCCGACAUUACAAGAAACCGUUUUCUUCGGUCGUGGCGCACCUCCAAGUCCAACGAGUUCGGAAGCAGGAUCGUCUGACGAUUUGGCUUAAGGUUUUUCUUUGGGUGCUGUAUAGUUCAUUUCCACACCGACUUGAAGCAAUCGUGCGUAUAUGUCAUUUCCAACUGUUGGACAAGAAAAAAAGUUAGCAAGAUCCAAGUCGUUUUCCCUUCCAGGACAAAAAUGAACUACAGCACCCGGAUGAUCUCCUCUACUUGAUUGCGGCUGGCGGUUUACUCGGUCAAGAAAAGGAUGAAUUCCUGACUGCAAUGGCUCGGGACGGUUUUUACGUUUUGCGCAAUGCAAUCUCUGCAGAUCUUGCCGAUCGCGUGCGAAGCAAAUGCGCAACGGUUUCGGACGACAUGCUCUCGAAAGAUCCACAUCUUAUGUGGUUAGAACUACUAUGCAUCUAUAGAUUCCCCUUUGUUUCCUUUUCGAGGUGUGCUGCAAAUCUUGAUUGGCUUUCACCCUUUGGUGAAGGUUUAGGCCCUGCGGCGCUCAAAGCACUAAGUAAAACAACCGGUUAGUUUUCACCUUGUUGAUCGCAUUAGUUUAGUAGGCUUAUCCCGUGCAACACUAUAGAUUGAGUUUGAAAUUGGUAGGUUGUAUGUUGUAUGUUGUUUGUGUCCUGUCUUCUUCCAUUUAUGGUUUUUCCAGUUUAUACCUCUUGUUCCUUCUCCCUUCAUCUCGGGUCUAGGAAAUCGUGGAAACCGGCGUUAUUCUUUGGGGUCUGCGCAGAAAACGCACCAUCUAGUUCACGAGCCUGAGUGGGUGGAGCUUUUGAAUACUGAGAAAAUUCACCAGUUAGUGGACUUAUUAGGGGAUUACAUGGUUGUAGGCGGAGGUGGCGACUUGGUCCUGGAUAGGACUGACACACAUCAGUGGUUGCAUUCCGAUCUGCCGAGGGAAGUUAUGUGAGGUCCGUACAUGUUCUUGUAUCCGCAAAACUACUAAAAGUUAGUAGACCACUCGUCUUCUAAACACGAAAUGUACGACAGUGCUCGUCGUGCACCUUCGGCCUGAAAGUUACAUGUUUGGCCUGAGAUACAUAGUUCAACGGAAGUAAGGAAUCACUGAUUUUUGAUUUUGAUUAGGUGGGACGUCGAACAACAACAUGCAAUGAAUCACUCAGAAUGGUAACGAAGCUUCGUAUCCGUGAAAAUUUCCUCUAAACAUGAGAUGUACGACAGCGCUCGCGCACCUGCUUUAGCGGUGAAUUUUGCAGUGCAUGAUAUAGAUUGUGAGAUGGGCAGUCUGCGGAUUUUCCCUGGUUCCCAUCGCAUGCUUUUUGAAUCCGUGAAAGUAGGUGAAGAGAAGAGAAAGCUGCUGGGCGGCGUGAAGUAUGUCUGCCCGUUGAUUAGGACUGACACAAAUCAAGAUCGAGAACAAUCUGUGUUGUCCACAAGAAGAGGAUAGUAGAAGGACUCAGUAUUUAAAUUGAACACUUUCUUCAGACUACUUAACAGCUGCUGCAUAUUUCGGGUACUAGCUGUGGCUGUGCAAGGUGGUCGUCUAUCAAUUUAGGCAGGCACUCUUUCACUUAUAAUAAGGACAUGAAAAUUGAUAUCGAGACCUCUAAAGUCAGAAAAGGAGAUGCAGUGAUACGGGAUCUAAGGGCCUGGCAUGCGGGAUCGGCUAACUUGAGCAAGAGGACAAGGUUCUUACCUAGGCAUUUUCUAGCUUUUGGUUCGAAGUUUUCCGUUUCACGACUUGUCGUGUGUGUUGUUGUCUCUUAGAUUAAAUUCUUUCAGGUAUUUCCCGAACAUCGAGUUCUUAUCGCAGUGGUUUGCGGAUGCAACUCGCGAAUACGGGGAUCAUUUGAGUCCUAGGCAGAUUCUACCACGUUCGCACUGGGAGAAGCUGAUCCCUUCUGCUAAAAAAAAUUAAGGCUUGGAAGACUGAAACUCUUACUCUUCAUGCUUUUUGUUUUUUGCAUUAGAAAGACUCACUCCUGCUGUCACCUGACGAGUACGGUCUUCAGACCUCUCUAUUCCAUCUAAGAUAAAGCCGGCCAAAUCAUCGCCGCAGAAGACCGUGAACUGGAAACAGGUAUGCUACCAGAUAUCGUGUUGCCACAGCCCAGUGGUUAGGCUUAGAUGUGAUUCGAUUGGGUAAAGACGAAACAAAUGAUUGACCAUGCAGGCAUGGACUCAGUAAAUAUCUAAUGAACUGAGUUAUAACAUCGAAUAGACCAUCAACAUGAUCAACGCGACGAAGGUGCUAGAAUUCUUCACAUUUAGUGACUUAGUACAGUGGGACAAAAUAAGCCUAAGUAGGAAUGAAGACGAC
Amoebophrya sp. A25 is the source of this 3312-nucleotide messenger RNA. NCBI's taxonomy places the organism in Eukaryota, Dinophyceae, Syndiniales, Amoebophryaceae. The record is from the annotation of a GenBank genome assembly.